AUGGCCACAUUUUCGACCGCCCGAGACCUCUUCGCCCCCAUCGGCAAAGAUGGCCACCGCAUAUCCUACCGCCUACUCGGCCCUUCACCCUCCUCAUCCGGCAAGAUUCCCCUUGUCAUGCUUAUGGGCUUCCGCGGCACCAUGGACCAAUGGGAUCCGGCCCUGAUUGAUCCUCUGGCCGAUCAACGCCCGGUCAUCCUCACAGACAUCCCCGGCGUUGGCCGCUCUGAGGGUGCCGUACCCCUUUCCAUCACCGAGUGGGCGCAAAGUGUCAUCGACUUGCUCAUCGUGAUGAACAUUCCUCAAGUGGACGUUUUUGGCUACUCCAUGGGUGGGUGCAAUGCCCAGAUGGUGGCGCUGAUUGCGGAAGAGUAUUCGGGGGGCAAAGUGAAGGUUAGGAGGUUGGUGUUGGCCGGAACUACGCCGAGUGACGGGCCGGGAGUCAAGAGGUUCAAGGGUCAGGAGACGGAGGCUUUCCAGAGGUUGGCGGCGGCGCAGACGGUGGAGCAGCAGAAAGAGGCGUUUAUGAAGGGCUUCUUUGGACGGUGUUCGGAGAAGAGCUGGGCGGAGGGCGAAAAGAGUUGGAGGAGGAUUGCUGGGGCGAGGAAGGAGAUGAUGGGUCAUUUGGGGAAGGAAGGGUCAAAGAGCCAGGGCAUUGCCUUUGCCAAGUUCAUGGGAGAGGGUAGUCUGGAGAAGUUGAAGGGGUUGAAGAUUCCAGUGCUGAUUGCCAAUGGAUCUCAAGACUUGCUCUUGCCAACGGAAAACAGCUACCUGAUGUACAAGACACUACCGAAUGCGUAUUUGCACCUAUACCCCGACGCUGGACACGGCUUUUUGUACCAGUACGCCGACCACUUUUCGUUCUUGAUCAACCUGUUCCUAGACGGCGAGCAGUCAGGCGGUGCCCUCAUUCCCAGCAAGCUAUAG
Molecule: messenger RNA, 927 nt
Organism: Sordaria macrospora k-hell
Lineage: Eukaryota; Fungi; Ascomycota; Sordariomycetes; Sordariales; Sordariaceae
Biological process (GO): acylglycerol catabolic process
Cellular component (GO): mitochondrion
Molecular function (GO): monoacylglycerol lipase activity
Source: RefSeq, a predicted model, not a curated record